AAGAAUGUGAAUCUCAGAAGUUGAGUGAACAACCACUGUGCUCUCUGUACCCUCAUCCUGGUCACUGCUGCUGCUGUAACAGCCCCAGGCCAAGAACAUGGACAAGCUACUGCUUUGGGUCUCUGUCCUCGCCAGCCUUCCAGAAGCCUUUGCUCAGAAAGACCUCAGUAGGAAGGUGUUUGUGUUCCCUAGAGAAUCUUCUACUGACCACUUGAACCUGAUCACAAAGCUGGAGAAAGCUCUGCAGAACUUUACCUUGUGUUUUCAAGUCUAUAGUGGUCUCUCCUGCGGCUACAGCCUCUUCUCCUAUAACACCCAGGGCAAGGAUGAGCUACUAAUUUUUAAAGACAGAAUUGGAGAGUACAGUUUAUACAUUGGAAGAACCAAAGUUACUGCCAGAGUUAUUGAGGAGUUCCCCACCGCACUGCACAUCUGUACCAACUGGGAGUCUUCCACAGGCAUUGCCGAAUUCUGGGUCAAUGGGAAGCCGCUGGUGAAAAACGGCCUGAGACAGGGUUAUUCUGUGGGAGCUAACCCCAAGAUUGUCCUGGGGCAGGAGCAGGAUUCCUAUGGAGGAGGCUUUGAUAAAACCCAGUCCUUUAUGGGAGAGAUUGGGGAUUUGUACACGUGGGACUCUCUGCUGUCUCCCGAAGAGAUCCAGUUUGUGUAUCAGGGUUCCUACUCCCUCAAUCCCACCAUCCUGGACUGGCACGCUCUGAACUAUGAAAUGAAAGGUUAUGUUGUCAUCAAGCCCCUGGUGUGGGGCUGAGGUCUGGAAUCAACAAGAGCACUUGAAAAUGAAAUAACCAACACCCAAGAGCUCUGCUCAAGGCAACUGGAUACUAAAUCCUAGAUCUAUAGCUCUUUCUUCUUUGAAUUCCCUGGUUACAAGUGUGCCUAAUUAAAAAAAUGUAUUAUGCCACC
Messenger RNA from Physeter macrocephalus (sperm whale), 924 nucleotides. RefSeq names its product amyloid P component, serum (gene APCS). Gene Ontology annotation, molecular function: complement component C1q complex binding. Gene Ontology annotation, biological process: innate immune response. Bases 98 to 769 code for a protein of 223 amino acids. The record is from RefSeq and is a predicted model, not a curated record. The transcript is spliced from 2 exons. NCBI's taxonomy places the organism in Eukaryota, Metazoa, Chordata, Mammalia, Artiodactyla, Physeteridae.